AUGCCUAAGGAAGUCAAAGACAUCAAACACUUCCUACUUAUCGCUCGACGAAAAGAUGCGAGAUCUGUGAUUAUCAAACGGAAUUCUGAACGAGUGACACGUCAAGGAAAUACUAAGUUCAAAGUUCGAUGUAGUCGAUAUUUAUACACAUUGAGCGUUGGUGAUAAAGAAAAGGCCGAAAAGCUUAAACAAUCAUUGCCACCAGGUCUCAAUGUUAAAGAAAUUAAACCGAACAGCAAAAGUACUUGA
This is a messenger RNA of Adineta ricciae, 249 nucleotides long. Lineage: Eukaryota; Metazoa; Rotifera; Eurotatoria; Adinetida; Adinetidae. The record is from the annotation of a GenBank genome assembly.